AUGAGAAAUUUUAAAAUGCUUGGAAAAUUAUCAGAAUAUAAAUUUCAGGUGGUAAUACAACUAGUAUUACUUUUUAUGUUUGUGAUCCCUCCCCAAAUUAAAGGAGAUAAGGUAAAUUCGAAAUUUACAGGUUGGAUGAGUGAAGGUUUGAUUUCAUCUGUUAAUAACGAAACAGCAUUAUCAGAAUGUAAAAUCUUAUUACCCUAUGGAAUUGAUCAGAAAGAAAUGAUUAAGGUGGCAUAUUACUGUAAAGAUGGAGAAUUUAUUUCAUAUAUUGGAGUAAAUAAUCAAAUUGUGGAUCACUCCAGUGUAAAUUAUAUUGACGAAAUUCAAAAUCUAAAGAUUGGUUGUUCAGAUAGUUAUUCAUUUAUUUCUUUUGGAGGGUCUAAAUUAAGCCACUAUAAUAGUACGGCUCCAGGAUAUCCUGUCAUGUUUUCAUCUAUUAGUGCUGGCUUUACUCCAGGAGGAUCUUCAAGUAUUCCUUCUCUUGUACUGCUAGAAGGUUUCUUCUCACAAAUUCAUUCAUUCUCCAUUAGUAGAAGAGUUAGCUCAUUAGAAUCAACAAACUCCAGGAAAUGGUCAGGGGAGAAAUUUAUUGGUGGUUGUUUUGCUUUAUUGCCAAUUCCUCAGCCUGGAAAUAUAAUAUAUUCAAUAGCAGGUAUAGGAUUUAUACCAAAAGGAAAUGCAAAUAAUAGUUUAAGCUAUUCAAAUAAAGGUAUAUAUUUAAAGAAUAUGAUAUAUACAGUUGGGAAAGUGUUUCCAGAAUGCCAAACCUUGGAUGGUCCUGAAAUUAAUCACGAGAAGAAUAACUCGGUUACCUAUUAUUCUAUAAUGUGUCCAAAUGGUCAUUUCAAUAAAUACAGGACUUACAAAAAGUAUUCUUUUGGAACAACAUAUCUAGCUUCUAUAGAGAUUGAAUGUAAUGAUUAUGAUAUUAAAGUGGAAAACUCUAUUCAUAAUUCUCUAUUGAGAUUAGGAGAACAUAAAGGAAAACCAUGGAUUAAUCAUGAAAGAGUUGAUGACUUAACUUCUCUAUAUAUUGCAUACUUUAACUCAACAUCAAAAGAAAAUUGCAAAGGAUCAAACACAUGUAAUCCCAUUGCUUUAAGAUAUUUUAAUAAGAAUGGUAAAGAAUUCUCUACUUUUAUAAAUAAUCAAUUUGGAGUAAAAAGAGCCUUAAAACGAAAAAGUGCUAUUAGAGAAAGACUUUGGGUUGGAAGUAAUCCAAAUAUGAUUUGUGCUGGAAUUAAUAAAGAUGGCCAAAUUACAAGUUUUGGUAUUGGGUACAAAGAAAUGAUAGAACCAACCCCAUUAUUUAUUGAUGCUGUGAAGAUGGUUAAACCAGAAAUUAUAGCUUAUCCAAUAUCUUUACAGAGAAAUCAAACUAUCAAUACUGCCAUAUCCUAUAACCCAAAUGAUGUCCAAAUCUCCUUUUUAUCGAGUAAAGCCACUGGUUGUAACUAUUCCUAUUCUCCUGGAAAAGAAACCGUAAGCAAAAAUACCAUUCAAGUUCAUGCUCAAUGUAAAUACGACUUAAAUGGAGUUCCACAAUAUAUUAACAAACUCAUUCUGUUCAUAGAUAGUACUACCCAAGAACUAAAACGUAUUGCUGGUAUAUGCAAUAAUAAUCUUAAGAACUCGAAAAAAGCAGAUAAACAUGAAAACCUAAAAGAUGGUGAGAAUGAAGUAAAUAUUGAACUCAACCGUAAACUGAAACAAGAAGAUCAGGCUAAAUUGAUUAGUACGUUUGACCAUGACAAAUGGCCAAUUAAUAAAUGGGCGCCAUCUCCUUUUAGAGUACAACAUGCAUCCCCAUACAAACAUUUACAUGCAGAAAAAGGCGGGGAGUUAUAUCAGAAUAGUUUAGAUUUAUCAUUUGCAUUUGGACAAUCCAUUUCGAACAAUAUAGAGGUAGUAUCAUCUCAUUCAAGCCCUUUUAAUUCGAUUUAUCUGGGAUAUAAUACAGAGAGUACUAAUCCAAUAAUGUUGACAACUAGAUUGAGUGACUUGGAUUCAAAUAAGAAAACUUUAUUGAUGCAUUACUCAAGCUUUUUGGUUCCAAGUACAAUUACUUACUGGGAAAUUCCAAGUGUUGAUGGUAAUGUAGUUUAUACUGAUUCAAUUUGUGUUGAAUUAGAGCAAAGAAAUGGUAAUAUAAUUGGUAUUGGUUUUGAAGGUUCUAUGUCUUCGGUACCUUAUGAUACUUUAGAUGAGAAUGUUAGUGUAAUCAAAUCAUUAAAUAAUGGAGAAGAUAAGAAUAGUUUGUUAGAUGGUAAAUUAGAGGUAUUAGGUAAACAAAACAAUGGAUUAAUAAUAGAAAACAAGAUUAACAAAGAUAAAUGUGAAAAAUUGGCAUACAAUGAGCCACUAAUUGACUUUUUGAAAGAAAAAAAUGGACUAAAUUCUACAGAAGCAGAAAUUGGAAGUCCAUUUACAGCAACUUGUCCAAACUGUACAGAAAUUGAAUACAUUAAAGCUCAUCAUAUAAUAGAUGGGCCAAUUAUUGGAAUUGAAUGGAAAUGUACAGGAACUAACAAUGUUGAAACAAUUUCUAUUGGUGGAAGGUCUCCAUCUCAAUUAACCACUCAGUUGUUUAAUAAAGUUCAGCCAAAAAUGAUUGAGCUAGCUUUUAGUGUAAGAGGUAAAGAAAAUGGUAAGAAAAAAUCUCAAGAAAAGCAAAGCAUUAUUCCUGGUCCAGCAUUUUUAUCAAUAGAUGGUUAUGUUAGCUCUGGGAAGAUUCAACAAUUGCUUUACUAUAGAGUGAAAGAAGAUUCUCUUGGGCCAACAACAACAUGGGAAAGUAAUGAGAAAUUGAAGCAUGAAAAACACGUCUUAAGAUCAGUUUGUGGCUCUCUGUCUCCGUCCCAAGGAAUACUUUCACUUGGUUUUGGGUUUGAGUAUCUUCCAUUGGAAUGUUUUAAUGAAGAAAUUAAGCCAAAUAUGAUCCCUGUGGAUAAUAAAUAUACUGGAAAUAUUCCUAGCAUAAUUAUUAAUGGCCCAAGAAUUUCACAAAAAGUAGACUCUGUUCACCCACAUUGUAGUCAAUUCCAGGGUGGAUCUGCAAGAACAAGACUUAGUAAUUGGAUUAUUUCAUUUUCCUGUUUAGAUGAUGAUAUUAAAAAAGAAGUUCCAUUUUCUAAGCUUACAGUAUUAAGAUCAAAUACUAACUCUAAAGGUAUGAGUGGUCCCAUUCGAGUUUUAUCUUUCCAAUGUCCAGAUGGAAAGACUUCGGUUUCUGUUGGUGAAAAUGACUCUGAAUUGAGUCAGAUGAGUUCACAAAGCUUUGAUCUCUCAAAAGUUGGAUCAACUUUAGUUGUGGAUUUCUCCCCACUAAAUGUGGUACCUUCUCAGAUAAAGCUUAAUCCUCCAUAUUCUUCAGAAUCUGCUUCCAUUAAAUCUACAACAUUGUCAAAUGUGUCAGGAUUUAAUGAGAUUUCUACUUCUAGUGAUUCAAUUUAUGCUGUUUGUUUUGAACUAACGAAUGAUGACAGAAUUGCAGGUAUUGCAUUUGCAAACAAACCAUCAAAGAAGAAAAGUGGUUCAAACUCAAGUCUCGGAAAGAAAUUGGCAAAAAUCUUUUCUUAA
This is a messenger RNA of Cryptosporidium ubiquitum, 3585 nucleotides long. RefSeq lists its product as uncharacterized. The record is from RefSeq and is a predicted model, not a curated record. The transcript is spliced from 2 exons. Lineage: Eukaryota; Apicomplexa; Conoidasida; Eucoccidiorida; Cryptosporidiidae. The coding region runs from base 1 to 3585 and encodes 1194 amino acids.